This is a messenger RNA of Neltuma alba, 4864 nucleotides long. Its product is annotated as protein HUA2-LIKE 2. NCBI's taxonomy places the organism in Eukaryota, Viridiplantae, Streptophyta, Magnoliopsida, Fabales, Fabaceae. The record is from RefSeq and is a predicted model, not a curated record. Bases 221 to 4495 code for a protein of 1424 amino acids. The transcript has 12 exons.
AAUUAGGGUUUCUUUCUGGCUCAGUCUUUAUCACACUCCGCUAAUCUUUGGAUUCUUAGAGACUUUUUGUGCUUCAAUGCCUGCGAAUUUUGUCUGCAAAUUCCAGAGAGUGCCAAGCGGUUCCAUUCUUGAGCGAUUUUGGCAUAGAGCGGAGGCGGGCUAUUCGAUUCAGUUUAUAUCACUUGCCCUGAUUUGACUAUAGCUGCGGUGGCUUCCUCUUAUGGCGCCUAGCCGCAGAAAGGGCGCUAGCAAAGCAGCCGCCGCUGCCGCCGCUCGCCGCCAAUGGAAGGUCGGCGAUCUUGUACUUGCUAAAGUGAAAGGCUUCCCUGCUUGGCCUGCUACGGUAAGUGAGCCUGAGAAGUGGGGUUACUGCACUGACUGGAAGAAAGUACUUGUUUACUUCUUUGGCACCCAACAGAUAGCUUUCUGCAAUCCUGCUGAUGUUGAAGCAUUCACUGAAGAGAAGAAACAAUCUCUUCUUGUCAAACGUCAAGGAAAGGGUGCUGACUUUGUCCGUGCGGUGCAAGAGAUUAUUGAUAGUUAUGAGAAAUUGAAGGAAACCCAAGUUGACAUAACUGACUCUGGUGAAGUGUCCGGUGUAAAUGUUACAAUUCCUGUUGAUUCAUCAGCCAAAUUAUCUGCCAACUUAGGGUUAAAGGAUGAGACACGGGACCAUGAUUCCGUACAUAAUUCUCAAAUUCAAACUUUGACUUCUUUCACUGACCAACAUGAGACAACGCACGCAGCUGAGGAAGUCUUGGCAGUUGCACCAAAGGAUGAAUCAUCUAGUAAAGAGACUUCAUCAAAGGAGCUUAUUGAUAAUGCUGGUGCUACUGCAAAAUCUCCUUAUCCAGUUACUUACUCUUCUAGAAAAAGAUCUGUGGACUUGCGUCCUCAGGGUAAUGUCUCACAGAGAAAUGCACCUGUUCAGAAGUCUAGAAGUUCAUCACGAGUCCAAAGCUUUGUGAGGCCUUGUAGUGAUGGUGGGAAAAGUGCUGUUGAUGGAUCAGCUAGUGCAGCUCAGAAUGUAUCUGUGAGAAGAAGUAAACGCGGCAGGAAAUCACCUGAUAUUUCUGAAUGUGAUGAUGCUGAUCCAUCUGCAUUUGCUUCAAAUGACAGCACGGAAGACAAUCGUUCUGAAAUUCUCACUAUUGAUUCGGAUCCCCUUAGCCUGAAUGAGGGAAGUACCAUGGACUCAAACUGUAAACUCGAACUCUCUGAGACUAUUGAGUGCGCAGAAGGAGAAUUUGAGUUGAGCAAAGGACUUGUUGAACUAAAGACUCUAGUCAAGAAGAAAAAAAGAAAGCCAAAUCGAAAGCGGUUGACUGAUGAUUCUGCCAAGCGAACCACUAUGCCAGAGGAGGAUGCUGGUGUGUUGAAUUCUAGUCAAAGGUCACAGGAUGUUUGUGAACGCCCAAAAGAUAGAUGCUCCAAGCAAGAUGGUGAUGAGCACCUGCCACUUCUGAAACGAGCUAGAGUCAGAAUGGGUAAAUCAUCAGCUACAGAUGCGGAACACAAUAGCAUUACAGAAUCUCAAGAUAAAAGAUCUGAGGAGAACAGUAUCAACUCAUUUCAGCAUGUAUCCUCAACUCAUGACAAUCUUAGUAUUGCUGAGGGAGACUUGUCUGUGUCAAAUAUGGUAAUGGAUAAUGUUUCUCCUCCAAAGAGUUCUGUCCCAUGUUCUGAAAGUGGGCCUCAGAUUUGUAAAAUUAAAGACCAAACUUUAGGCUGUUCUUUGGAUGUUGAAGCUGCUUUACCUCCAUCUAAACGCCUCCAUCGAGCUCUAGAGGCCAUGUCAGCUAAUGCUGCUGAAGAUGGUGAUGAUCAAGAUCGUGCAGAAUUAUCACACAGCACAAUGACAUCAAAUAGUAGAUGCUGUACAUCUUCCAUCAAUAGAUGUUCUUGUACAGCCUCUAAUAAUCAAGGUGAGAAUGACUUUGAAAUGCUAGAGAUGGGCACUUGUGGCAAUGAUUCUUCUCAUUUUAAAGCAUGCAAUUUCUCAACCAGUUUAAAUUCAGUAAUUUGUAAUCCUUCAGAGAAUAAAUUAUCUGUAGAGAUGGAUAAGCAAAUGAUUGAGCUUCCAACCCAUGAAAUUUGCAAGGACGUCCUACCAUAUGGCAAAGACAGAGAAGUCGACAAAGAACCUACUAAUUCUGUGGUAUGUCAGACUGAUGGAUCUGACGCCCCAAUUCAUUUACUUGGAAAUUUGUCUUCUAAUCUUGAAAUGAAAUGUUGUGAAGUUGGAAGCAGUCAGGAUUUGCCUGGUUCAUUGCUGAUCCCAAAUGAUGAAAGCAAUAUCAGAGCCGCUGACAUUUCAAAUAAAGCAUCUGGUUUAUCAGAACGUAUAGGAACAGGUCAUGAUCCCGCAUCAGGUGCCAAUGAAAGUGGUGAAUUUUCAACCCAAAAUAUUGCUCAUGUGCCUCAAAAUGAAGUUCCUCAAGAUACUGGGUGCUUGAAGCUGGCUGUUGAUGAUAGCAGCAAUUUGAAUGAGAUGUGUGAGGCUGUGAAAGACGUCACAUAUAAAGGGCCUAAGGAGGAUAUGAAUUCUGGUUCAAUUUCUGAUGAUUGCUUUGGUGAAAAGGAUAUUAUAGGUCUUCAGCCAAGUCCAUCUUUGACAGAUGGGGGAGAUUGCCCUGCACAAGGAUCCCCACCAAAUACGUCAUUUUGCAAUGUUUCUACAUCAGACAGUAGCAAUAUCCUUCAAAAUAAUGGCAGUUGUAGCCCUGAUGUGCAUUUACACCAGAAGCAAACUUUUUCUGGUCCUACUGGUGAUGGGAAGAUCGAUGGGUUUGCAGCAACUCAACGAUCAAAAAACAAGUCCACUGAAGCAGGACAUGCUGCUCUGCUGUACUUUGAAGCAACGCUUGGGACAUUAACAAGGACAAAGGAGAGCAUUGGGCGUGCCACACGCAUUGCUAUUGAUUGUGCCAAGUUUGGCAGUGCGGCUAAGGUGGUGGAGAUUCUUGCCCAUAGUCUGGAAACUGAGUCAAGCUUGCAUCGACGGGUGGAUUUGUUUUUUCUUGUUGAUUCCAUUGCGCAGUGUUCUCGAGGUUUAAGGGGUGACGUUGGCGGAGCAUAUCCUUCUGCUAUCCAAGCAGUUCUGCCACGCCUAUUGUCAGCUGCGGUGCCUCCUGGAAAUACCGCACAAGAAAAUCGUAGGCAGUGUCUUAAGGUUCUAAGGCUGUGGUUGGAGAGAAGAAUUCUGCCAGAAUCAAUUAUACGUCAUCAUAUCCGGGAAUUGGACUUGUAUAGUGUGUCUGCAUCUGCAGGUGCCUUCUCGCGACGUUCUUUAAGAACAGAGAGGGCUUUAGAUGACCCUAUCAGGGAUAUGGAGGGUAUGCUUGUAGACGAAUAUGGAAGUAACUCGAGUUUUCAGCUACCUGGAUUUUGCAUGCCCCGAAUGCUUAAAUGUGAAGAUGAUGGGAGCGAUUCUGAUGGGGGAAAAUUUGAGGCAGUCACUCCUGAGCAUGAUUCUGAAGCACACGAAGUGUGUGAAAUGACUCCUACACUUGAAAAGCAUAGACAUAUCUUGGAAGACGUUGAUGGUGAGCUUGAAAUGGAAGAUGUGGCUCCCUCUUGUGAUGUCGAAAUGAAUUCAAUUUUAGAUAUUAAUAAUGGAGGAAAUGGGGAUGCCGCACAUAUGUCUAAUUGUGUGACAAGUAAUCUGAUGGAGAAGAACAUUCCUGUGUCCUUUGUUCCUCCUUUGCCUCAGGAUGUACCUCCAUUGUCCCCUCCUUUGCCAUUAUCCUCUCCACCUCCCCCACCGCCACCCCCACCCCCUCCCCAACCUCCUUCCCUCCCCUUCACGCCAGCUAUCUCUCAUCCAUAUAGCACUGGAGCUAUUUCAAAACUCAAUAAAGAUGCACAGAUUGUGAAAGAUAACCCACUGCCCUCAGUGACUGAGGCUUUGGCCGCACCAAGGGAUAACCAACCUUUGCAUGAGGUUGUUCCCUAUCGAGUUCCAGAAUGUAGGGAUAUGCCAAUGCAGCUGCCUGAGUCUACUUCCUCUUUCAGCAGUCAUCCACCGCCACCUGACAACUUUCGUUAUUUUGAUGGUGCUAGUGUGCAUGCUAAAGGUUACCCUUUACGUCCACCUCAUCAAGUGCCCUCCAAUCAGUUUUCUUUUGUUCAUGGGGACCAGCAUGUGAAGCCACGAAGGGAGGCUCCACCCCCUUCAUACUCCAAUAGACACCACUCUAUGCAUAACACGGAGAGAGAGAACUUCCGCAAUAAUCAUGAUAGAUUAAAACCACCUCCAUAUGACUUCCGAGAGAGAUGGAGAGUUCCUGCUCCUUACUCUGGUUCUCGGUAUCAAGAUAGAGGUGUGCCUCCCCCUUAUGGCUGUCACCCAUGUGAAUCAGCUGGAUUACCAGACCAUGGGUGGAGAUUCCCUCCCCGGUCAAUGAAUCACAGGAACUCUAUGCCUUUUAGACAACCCUUUGAUGAUGCCAUUCCGAUGGCAAGUAGAGGUCCGGGCUUUUGGCGACCAAGAUGAGCAGAAAUGACCAGCAAACUGAAGCGGAUACGCUUCUAUCUAUUUGAGGGGGAAUUUCCAUUCUAUCGUUUUGUACAUGCUUGAACCUUUGGAGAUGGUUGAGCAGAGUCUGCACAGGAUAUCGUAGUAAUCUGCUAGAUUUGUACAUAUGUAUUUAGCCUCCUCUGCAAAAUGCAGGGCAGGGAGAGUCUUUGUAGAGUGAGAGUUGUAACUUAUUCAGGUUGUCAUGUAUCAAUUUUUUAAUCUCAAGUUUUAUUAUUUCAUGAAAGCCCUUAUAGAACUUAGAUUGAUAGCUGCAUAAAAUUUUCUCGGGCUGUUUCUUGAAAUUGUUUAUCUUAAUAUAUUAAAGAACUUCUCUCUUCCGGGCAA